Anopheles moucheti is the source of this 1335-nucleotide messenger RNA. RefSeq names its product leucine-rich repeat-containing G-protein coupled receptor 6-like. The record is from RefSeq and is a predicted model, not a curated record. Lineage: Eukaryota; Metazoa; Arthropoda; Insecta; Diptera; Culicidae. The transcript is spliced from 2 exons. The coding region runs from base 1 to 1335 and encodes 444 amino acids. Gene Ontology annotation, molecular function: protein binding.
AUGGCUGUUUUGUACUCAACAGGAUUGGUUCUGUGGAUUUUGUGUCAGAUUGGAUCUCGUCCCUGUUUCGCUCAAUGUAAGGAACCGAAUGCGUUUCUUUGCGACAUCGGAGUAGUCAACAUGACUUCUGACGGAGGAGCCAAGAUACGUAACGCCAUUGACAGCCAAGAUUUUAUGUAUGCAGUAGGCAUCGAGAAGCUGAUCGUCAGCAGCAGUGCUUCUGGUCCUUUUCUGCAGAGAAUUGCGCGCUUUACGGAAACGAUUACUUAUUACUUCUAUCGUGAUCCUGUGUUCCAAGUUCCAGCAGGCAACACAAUUGCCGAAAUCGACAUUAUCAAUGCAGCUAACUUGCGGGCAGUGGUGGCAGGUACGAAUCGCCACUUAAAGAGACUGCAGCUGGAGAACUGCCAACUAGAUCGUAUGCCUCCGACACUCUCGCAGAUGAUCGAGCUGGAGGAAUUGAUUGUCGUACGUUGCGCAAUGACAGCAUUGCGACUAGACGUGUUGGUGACCAAUCCAAAACUCAAUAUUUUAAAACUUUCAAGUAAUCAAAUAAGGCAACUCUUUCCGAUUACCUCGUUACCAAAACAAAGGUUGUCACUAGCAACGAUUGAUUUGUCCAACAAUCAAUUGGAACGUCUGGAUUUGUCCAUCUUUGACCAUAUACCGGACCUGGAGCGGUUGUACGUACAAGCGAACCGCAUCGUUCGCAUCGAGGCGACAGCACCGGUAACUUACGCUUCACUCUUGCGACUGGAUGUCAAAUCGAACAAAAUAUCUUCCUUAGAUACACGCAAUCUCACGCUGCCUUCAUUGACUUCGUUCUAUGUGGACGACAAUGCGCUCACAGAAAUACCAACUCGUUGGGGAUCGCUGCCCAGUUUGCUCUAUCUCGGGUUGGAUCGAAACAAUCUGAAACAAAUCGACAUGAGUGUAUUUCGGCAGCUUCCGAACUUGACCCAAAUUUACAUCAGCGAAAACAACAUCCAGACUAUACGCACCUCGUCCCCUAUUACUCUACCAAAGCUUGAUAUGUUAUCGCUCGAAAAUAAUCGCAUCGCGUCGGUAAACUUUACAGGAUGCAAUUUUCCUGAGUUAACUAUUAUUGUGCUGACGAAUAAUCUGCUGACGACAGUUCCGCCUCUCUUUCAACGAUUUCCCAAAACACGGAUGUCCGUCGAGUGGAAUCCAAUCAAAUGUUCCAAUAUUUUGUCGUUCAAGACCAAGAUUGAAGAGAAUCGGCUUUUUGUGAUCACCGCUACGACACAGUCAGAAUGUAACACGCAAUCCUCAAUUGUACUUGAUGAAGAGAUAAGAGCAUGUUGUGAAGCUUAG